ACUGUUGACACAGAUGGAAGAAACAGUCAAUUUUAGGUUAAUUUGGAUGCAAUUAAACCCAAAGAUUAUACACAUUUAAGAAAUAUACAAAACUGUUAGGUGCAAACCCAUCCAAAGCAAACCUAAAAUCAUCUUUUUAGCAACAGGUAUUGGGAAAAACAUGAGUGAAUUGAGUCAUUUUGCUCCUGCACAGCAUCACUCCCCCCGCUGCCUCUCGUUUCCGAGGUGGAGCCAGACAGCCCGACUCCUUUGAGUGCCCGGAACCCCUGGAAGAGCAGACGGAUCUGGGAGCAGCGGUGGUUGGCACAGCUUCUGGGACGCAGCAGAUCGGGGAGGGACCUGCCUGAGAGGAGGCUUCGAGAGGAAGGACGGGGAUUCAGAGGGAGCGCUUCGUGGAGAACAGCAGAUCACCCCCCUAAAAAAACGGAGGAAAGAUGAAUCCUUUGGUCUUGCUGGCGCUUUUGGCAUCGGUCGUUGCGGGAAAGGCGCCCAGGCUGAAAUUUAUGGUGCACGAGUCCCCCAGGUUCCACUUCAGCAUACCUGAGAACUACAUCAGCAUGUACCACCCGGAGGGGAGCGACACUCUGUAUGUGGGGGGCCGAGCUGUCAUCUAUGUGCUGAAGUUCACCGACAGCAAAGUCUAUGACGUGCAGCAGAUCCCUGUGGCGUCUGAUCAGACUGCGAUCGACACCUGCAAGGCGAAAGCUGCACCUCUCGAGCUGGAGUGUGAUAAUUUCAUCACCGUCCUUCAGAAAGUAAAUGACACAUUCAUAGUCUGUGGAACAAAUGCAGGAAGCCCAAGGUGCUGGAUGCUGGUUAAUGACACUGUGCUCACAGAUGUCCAGGGAGGCCACAUAGCGUCGGCCUCGGACAUCUCACCGCCUUAUCCGUCACAGAAGUCCAUCAGCCUGCCUGCAGAUGGGAGUCUGUAUUCUGCUAUGUCGGUGGUUGGAGGUCAAAGUGGCUCAAUCCGGCGUACGUUUGGCCCUCAGAAACUCCUGAAGACAGAGAACGUUUGGCUGCUAAAUCCUCAGUUUGCAGGUGCAGCUAUAAUCCCAUCUUCAGAAAAAUACAAGGAGGAGAUCUACUUUUUCUUCAGCGAGUUCAACCAAUCAGCCAAGAUGGAUGAAGAGCCGUUCAGAGCGCGCAUCGGCCGAGUCUGCACGGUGGAUGAAGGCGGCAUCAUGCAGCUGCUACCAAACUCAUGGACGACCUUCAUGAAGGCGCGAGUGAUGUGUGGUGCAGGAAACACUCAGCAGCAGUACAACAAUUUGAAGCAGGCAGUGGUGGUGACAGCCCAGGAGCAGAGGGCUGGAAUCAUGUACGGCCUUUUUUCCAACGCGUGGGGAAAAAAGGUGAUUUGUGCCUACUCCAUUGAAGACAUCAACAAAGCCUUCUCCACCUCUAAACUGAAAGGCUACAGCAGCCCAUUGUCAGGCAAUCGCCCCGGAAUGUGCACCCGCAAAGGUACAAUCUCAGAGCAAAAUCUGAUCAAAAACCUCGGGGUGAUCAGAUACAACCCGGAGAUUGAGGACGUGAUCCGGCCCGUCGGCGUGGCUCCACUCGACCUCCCCACUGACGAAGAAAUCACGCACACGCUGGCGGACAUUACCCUCGCCGUCAACGAUGAGCACUACACCGUCCUGUACCUGGGGACAGAACAGGGCAACGUUCUCAAAGCGAUUCACACCAACCAAGAGGUUUUCAUCAUCUCUCAGUACUCGCUGUUUCGCAACAAGGGGCCUGUUCUCAACAUGGCCAUUGACUCCCAAAAGGGACACUUGUAUGUUGGCACAGCCAUGGAGAUUCAGCGGUUGCCACUGGCUGACUGCGGUCGCUAUGGUGACACAUGCAGGGAUUGCAUCCUUUCCCGGGAUCCGUACUGUGGCUGGGACAAAGCCAGGAGAAAGUGUGUCACCGUUCCGCCCGGAUACAACAUGACGUAUGGAACACUCCUACAGAAUCUGGACCAAUCAAACUCCUCCGUUUGUGGGGAAGCUGCGGCCCUGAAGCAGCGCCGAACUUCACCCAAGGAGGUGGUGAUCCAGUCCAACACCUCCGUGUUCCUCCCCUGCCCCGUGCGCUCCUUCCAUGCCUUCUAUCGGUGGGAGAAAGACAACUGCAUCAAGAACUACCCUUGCCUUUUCUCAGGAGACUUCUGCGUCCUGGGCCCGCUGGUGGACACCCCCCUGAAGGAAGGUGUCUUCCGCUGCAUGGCCACAGAAGAUGGCUUCAAGGUGGAGGUCAUCUCCUUUCGACUGGUGAACGACGGCAGACUUCUGUCGGCCUCCCUUGCCUCCACCCUCGGGCUUUCUCUGCUGCUCGCCGUAGCUACCUUAUGGCUCCAUUAACCAACAGCUAACACUUAAGCUAACUCCUCAUUCAUUGACGGCUCCUUCUGACUGGAGCCACCGUGUGGAGGUCAGGUUCGCAUAGCAUUGACGUACAUGGUUGGGUUUUACAGGGACAUUUCACCUUUUCUAUUUGGGUUUUUAGAAAAAGUCAUCCGAUCGACGGAGUAAAAAAAAAUCUAUAUUUUUAGCUGCAGCCACAGCUGUCUUAAUUAGAUCUAAACUGUAAUAAUCCAUUUACAUUUAAAACAUAACUUGGAGGUAUUGUUUGUGAAUUGUCGUCUUUAAGUUCUGACUAGAUUCAACCAUAAUUAGGUGCUUUGCGAACCCUUCCUCUCAAAAAAAAAAAAAUUAAAAAAAACAUAUCUGAUACCUUGGGCUACAAAACAAUACCAGGCCAAUUCUUUUUAAUACUACUUCUUUCUAAAUUGUGCUUCUUUGUGAAUACGUAUAUCCUUGGUAAUGCGCUUCAUUUAUCCGUAACAUCUCAUUGUUAUAGCUCAGUAACUUAGAGAAAAUGUCUGGUAUUGAGAUUUACAAAGCCUUAACACUCCUGGAACAUAAACUCCUAAGCACAAUUUUGCAGUUGAAGCAGAUUACUGCUGACUCGGCUGGACUUGGAGCUGUGAUGAAUGCAGCUGAGUCCAGCACCAUGGCUGGGAGGAAGUGUCAGCUAAUUGACAGGAAGUCGGCUGAUGAAAAAGAGCGCAUUCUUGAACAUCACUGUGUCCCAUCACCUCUUCUUCAAGAAUAAGCAUUUUUAUUUAAUUUUUUUUUUUAGCAGAUGGCAUUGAGGAUAUGUGCUGCUGCACUUUGUUUUCAGUUCCUCUCUUGACAUGCCAUGCAAAGCAUGUGUGAGACCCUCUGAGAAUCUUACGGGGAGUCCAGAAUCUCUUUUUUGUGAGGUGGCAUGCUACGAGGGAAACUAAUCUUUGAGCCAGAAGUUCCAAACGAGGUGCUGUGCUCUUGCAGUUUUGAUGAAAGAAUAAUCACAGUACCAUCAGGCUAAACAGAACCACAUAGCAGAGUCGCAUUUUGUAGUUUUCCUGGCGAAGAAAUGUAUAAUUAGAUAGCUGGAGUAUGUCGUGGAUGUCGUUGCUCUGCAGGUGCGGACUUCUGUCGCCGCGUCUGCAUUUGUGAUCAUUUGUCUUGAUGGGUUUUAACAUUGAUUUGCCAUAGUUUGAAUGUAUUGUGUAUUGUUGCCUGUUUUGACUUCCCUGGGCUACAUCAGCAUGAACAGACAGCUGCUGCAUUUUUCUACUCCUUUAUUUGUUCUAUAAUGCAAAAAAAAAAAAAACAAAGAGAGAAAACGCUUGAUAAAUUCAAACGGGAAGCUUCAUCAUAUUUGAAUUUAUCCAUUUAGAGGGCUUGAAACAGAGAGGAAAGGUCUCACGUUGAUGCCUGGUACCCAGCUGCGUCCACAUGCAGCGCUGGGAUCGCUUGAUUUGAAACUGAAUGUCACGCAACUAACAUACCAUUAGCAUAAUCCUUUAAUUUGAUCAGAGAUGUGAUACACCUGGAGAAAAAAUAAAAAUAAAAAGUGAGACUAUAAGGACGACAGAAGGAAGGGAUUUUAAGUGAAGGGAGAAUCAAGAAUGCAGAGCAGCAAACAAAGCAGAACUGUAAGGAUGAAUUAGACGAUGGAUUAGCGUUUUUCUCUAGAGCUUUGAGAAUUAUCAUGUCCUAAUGGUACAUAAAUCUGUCUGAGAUGAGCUUUCCACAGUGGCAGACUCGUCAUUAAUGGCUAAUUAGAUGACGGGACUGGUUUGCGUUGUAUUGUAUUUAAGAAUUUCAUUCACACGGUGAGGAAUACGGGUGCGAGCUCCCGCAGGAGACAUCGACACUUUGCCUUUUUAUCUAACCGCUUGGUUCAUUUUCUUGUUUUCUGGGCUAUUUGCUGCACCACAGAAACAGCUUUUUUUGGAGCUUUAACUCUCCAAUACUCUUUAUCUCGUUAAGAUGUCCCAGUCUCCAUCACAUAUUUUGUGCUGAAUGCAUCUUAUGUUAUACGAACAUGCCGUUUCAGCAGAUUUACAGGAGAUCCGUUACUCUUUCUCCAUUCAAAUUCUGUGAUUACAGGGAAUAGUGAACGCGGAGAUCUUUGGUAUUUAGCUGAACCUCUUGGGUUUUGCUCCUUUAACAAAUUCACACAAAACUAGAAUAAAAAUGAACAUCUGUGUUGACUUUGUUGCUUAACAGUCUUAGUGCAGAUAACCGUUUCUAUUAGUGUAGGAUGUUGGUGUGUAAAAAAACUGCUUUUAUGAAGAAUAUCCUUGCAGACAUACUUACCAGACAUUGUUACUUUAAAUUGUCUGAAUGUUGUUGUUUUUCAUUUAUAAUUAUUGAUUUCUACCAAAGAAUUUACUUUGGAAGGAAAAUAUAUAAUGUCAUUUGCGAAAAGUAUUAUUUUAAUGUGUUAAAACUACUUUAAAAAUGACAGAUCUUCACUCAAAAAUAUCUUGUUCCCAGACAGGACGUUCCUAAUAUUGUAGUUCCUCAAAAGACCACUAGAGGGUGGUUUCAAAGGGGAUCUACUUUCCUUUGUUUUGUUAAGAAGUUAGAGUUAAUUUAAAUUAUUAUUAUUUACCAUCUGGUAUCAAUAAUGUUUUAGAUUUAUGAUUUUAUUAACCCUUUAACAUCUGAGGCGUCGCCGGUGACGCUUAAACACAAAAUCUUCAACACACUGUAACGGUUCAACUGUUAACACGAUCAACGUAAUUCCAGCAGAUUUUGAUCGUGCUAACAUUUAAGAAAUUACAGUAAAUCCAAGAAAAAAAAACACUUUAGUUCCAAUGUUAAAGGGUUAAAAACAAAAGCAAGAAUUGAGUUUUUGUUUGCUUUAUAGCUAUUUUGAUUUCAUCAGACCUCAAAUUUGUGAGUUGAUUUGUUGCUACAUUAUGAUUUUCAAGAUUAUUGCAGAUUCUCGCAAGCCUUUAUGACAUGAAAAAACAGAAAUAUUAGUCUUUGGUCUUGCAUUGUGGGGAGUACUUCAGUAUAACAAAAUACGAUGCAACUUUUUAGCUCAAAUAAAAAUAAACAAAGAUCAUUUUUAUUUAUUUUUUGAUCAUUAAAAAACUAAUUUUGUUUUUUCUUUAGGUCAUUUUUGUCUUAAUCCGGUCUAUAAAACUGUUUUCCAGCUCAGUUUAAUUACGUUUCAUGUGACUAAUGAAGAUUGAAAUGUAAAGUGAUGCAAAUUCGCUUAACAAAAAACAGAUAUAGAAGUUCAGAACAGAAAUAUUGAGCAUUAAGAUUAAAUAUUCAAGGGAUUUAAAUCUUCCUUUGAGCUUUUUUUUCUUAAAAAAUCUCACAUUGACAGUCACACAAAAGUGAUUUAAAAAAAAAAUGUAAAAAUGGCAGAAAUCGGAUUUUAAUUGGCUUGAUUAUCCUGUGAAGCAGCCUUAAAGCAAUGUUGCAAAACUUUGUUUCUAUCCAGUCACAUUUUUUAAAUGUUUAUUUUGUAAAGUUAUCUACUAUAGCUAUGUAAUAACUCCUAACUGCAUCGCUUCAGUAGAUGUAUUUUCGGGACACAAACACACAAUUUUUGUAACUUUUUUCUGCAGAAGUCUGGACACAAUGAACCAGACACUUAGUGUAAAAGCAGUGGAGGUGACUUAUUUUAGGUAGUACGUGUUGGGAACCCCAGACAUGAGGUGCUGCUCUAAAGAUAGUAAAAAAACAGUUUUAUCAAUGUUAUUCAUUUGCAUAGAAAGGUUAAUGCAGAAAAAGAAGCUUUUCAAUAUAUAGGAGGUGUUGUUUCCAUUAACUAAACGAAAAAAAAAAACUAUAAUGUGUGGACGUCAAACCUUAGCUGGAGGAAACUCCAAAUGUAUCAAGUUUGUUGUGUUCAGAAUAUUCUAGAAGGGCUUAAGGUUGUGCUGCAAACAUGCACAAGUCAGUUUGUCUGAACUAUAAAUCCCAACUUUUCCACAAAGGAUCUCUGUAAAGAAACUAAUUGUUAUUUUAGAUUAAGGUGUCACAUUUAAUGAAAAAAAAAUUCUAUAUAUGUAAUAUAUAAGUACAAAUUCUGAUUUAUAAAUGAUCAAAAGACUGUAUAAUCCAUGGUAUCGUAGCAGGUGAUGUGUUGGCUCCAUCAUAAAAAAUACAUCAUUUUGACUCAGUAAAUUAAGUUUUCAUCAGAACUGCUAUAUCUGAGCCACACAGGAGGAAAUUACCAAUUUACUAACUUACAAUCACAAUACAAAAAUGUUAUUGCUUUUAUUUUAAUUCAAAAUCCCAACAUAAUGAUGCAGUUGAGCAAUAAGGAUAAACAUGACUACAAGCUUUAGGGUGAAAACCAGAGAAAACCAGGUGUCCUUCUAUUUGUUCACGUUCUCCCCUGCAGCACUUCUAACACAAACACAUGGAAGUUCAGAUUAGAAUGAACUGAUCUCUGCCUGCCGUCGAAGAAAAAAAAAACGCCUCUCUGUCCAAGUCCUUGAUUUGAUCUGAAUAUUCCCAUAGCAUCUAAGUCCAAAUGUACUUAUCACACUCACACAUCUGCCAUGGUCACCCCGUCCAGUAAAGACUAAUCUCCUUCAAAUGUUUCCCUUUUGGAAGACGCUAUCUGCUGUUCGAGUCACAGUUGUGAGGCGGGUUGCUGUGUUGUUUUGUUGUUGGGUUUUGAGUGUCUGUACAUGGUGUGUGCCCACGAUUCUGUCUUGAUAUAUAUUUACUUUUAUUAGUAACAUGCCAAACUCUAAUCUAUGAGAAAAGAAAAAAAGAUAUUUAUACUGUAUUGUUGCCAUAUCACUCUAAUACCAACUCAUGACAUGUAUUUUUAAAUAACAGAUAUCUAGAGUGCAUUAGAUAUUCAUGUAACAAAUUCAUACGACAUGUGUUUCCCUGACAUGUGACAGUGAAAAUUAAUAAAAUAUGAGUAUUAAGAAA
This is a messenger RNA of Oryzias melastigma (Indian medaka), 7238 nucleotides long. RefSeq lists its product as uncharacterized. NCBI's taxonomy places the organism in Eukaryota, Metazoa, Chordata, Actinopteri, Beloniformes, Adrianichthyidae. Gene Ontology annotation, biological process: semaphorin-plexin signaling pathway; axon guidance; neural crest cell migration. Bases 435 to 2351 code for a protein of 638 amino acids. The record is from RefSeq and is a predicted model, not a curated record. Gene Ontology annotation, molecular function: chemorepellent activity; semaphorin receptor binding. The transcript is spliced from 14 exons.